AUGAAGCCGGUAAUCGAAUGGCUAAUAAGCGUUUGUGCUGGACUCCUCUUUAGCACUCAGUCAAUGCGCAUUCUGAAGAUAGCCAACGACGAGAGCUCAACUUCGGCGUCUUCCUCCGCAGGGCCAGCCGCACAGGCGAAAUCAGCGGCGGCGAUUGAAGACAAGCUGGAAAAAUCAUACAUUAUGGGAUCUGAGCAGAUAAGCGCUGAAUUGAAAACAGCUCUAAGUAGCGAUGGAGACAAUCAAGAUGAUCAAGCACUGUCCGUUGGCGGAAACAAGAGCAACAACGGCUGCUUGGAGUAUACCUUGGGCUCGGAGUCGUUGAAUCGCAUGUUGGAGGAUAUGCUAACACAGCCGUGCAGCGAGAACUUGGAGCUGCCCUAUAUAGAGCCGGCAAUACAACUUUAG
Molecule: messenger RNA, 408 nt
Organism: Drosophila hydei
Lineage: Eukaryota; Metazoa; Arthropoda; Insecta; Diptera; Drosophilidae
Exons: 1
Coding region: 1-408 (135 amino acids)
Source: RefSeq, a predicted model, not a curated record